Molecule: messenger RNA, 807 nt
Organism: Aspergillus mulundensis
Lineage: Eukaryota; Fungi; Ascomycota; Eurotiomycetes; Eurotiales; Aspergillaceae
Exons: 2
Coding region: 1-807 (268 amino acids)
Source: RefSeq, a predicted model, not a curated record
AUGCCACAAACUCUAGGACCGCUCGACUACGCGUGCACGGAUUGGCGGAUCAGUAGCCAAAGAGCCGCAGAUCUGUACAGUUCUGGUACCAGGCUUUGGACGAAAGAGGAUCUCGAAGACAUAGAACAACAACUGCGCCAAUCCUAUGCGAUGAAACGAUUUUCGGUCCGACGAAUCGAUGGAAACAUACUCCUAAUUUCCAAUCCCAUGUUCCAAGUCCAGAAUCCUAUCUGGAAGCCCCAUGUCAAGUACCAAGAAUAUUGGCAACUUGUGAAAGCACAACCCAACGGCCCAAUCGAAACUUACCUGUGCUCUUACAUUGUAGAUUGGAGCAAUCAGACUGCACGAAACUUUCGACAGCUCAUAGCACAGCCCAUGCAAGCCUUUGACGAGAAACACUUGUUGUGGCAAAAUAGCAAGACCUGCAAGCACUUGGUAGCCUUGGUCCAAGAUAUACUCGGUACAAACACUGUGAAGAAAGUUCUCUGCUUCGGACUUGGUGAUUUCUGCCGCUCCGCGCCUGAAUGGCUUAAAAAGCAGCAUGACUCUUGGGACGAGAACUCGGAGGUAGAAAAUGUGAUGGGCUGCAUGAUCCAGCAUUCGAUGGCUCUUACUAUCGCUCAAGUUUGUUGUGGCAAUGAAACAUUGCCAUUACUUGCUCAGGACCCAGAGUAUACGGAGGUCGCAGAAGAUAUCCUGACCAAGAAGGGAUUCAAAAUUGUUGGAACUCACGGUGCAGGAGGGUUCGCGGAAAUCGAUGAAGACUCACUCAUAAUAUCACCCUUUGCUGCCGCCCCAGUUAAGUAG